AUGGCGGCUUCAGGAUGUCUGGUUGGGCGUCUGGCAUUAGUUACGGGUAAGCCUUUGUUUUGUGAUCUACAUCUACAACUUUAAUCUGUAACGGUUUCCCAUUAUAUAGAUGCCAAUGAGCUAUCCCUAAGGAAUUUAAAAAGGGGAGAAAGAUAUUUUAUACUAGAAAUACGUGAAUCGCGCGCAGGACCUCGAGAAGGACUUCAGGGGAAGGGCAAGAAGUUGAAAGGGAAAUGAGGCAAUAGGGAAGAAAAUUUAUAAAUUUAAGAAAACAUAAGCUAUUUAAAGAAACAAAACAAAAGUAUAAUAACUAAGAAGAAAACUAGACGAAAAUGAAAAGAGAAAAAAAAAGAAGAGAAGACAAGAGAACAGAAAAAGAAAAACAGGUGCUAAUUUCAGAACCUUCAGCGCCGGGUCGUAUCGUUACCACUAUGCCACGUGGAACACACUGCGAAGGUAUCGAAAAUUUUCAUUAAAACCCUUUCCCCUAGAACUUCCACCAGCGCGCCCUGUAUAAUGUUGAUUGAGCCCUAUUAAACACAAAUUCAAAGAUAUUUUUCAGAAGAAUGACUGCUGUUUUGAUGGUGAAAACUUUACGUAAACCAUUUCAUGGCAUUUAAAGAACACCAUCACGAUACAUACGACAGAUUGGCUGGCUGACUUUGCAGGUCACUAACAUCACGCCCAGUACACGUACUUCACGCGUAACAAGAUGAUAAACCUCUUGAGGCAAGGCACCUUCAGCACCUCGCUUUGCAUGCCCAAGAUGAUUCAUGAUUGGCCUGUUGUUUAAAAUGCCAUUGACGAUUUGCUAAUCAGGCUGAAGAGUAAUUUGCAAUGUAUUUCCAAUUAUUUGUUCACUCCAUUGGGUGCCCAGAUAAAGGAUAUAGGCCCAGCACAGGUAACACAGGCUCACUAUUUGUGUCACGUACUGGUGAAACUUCGUGUGCAUAUUAAGGACAACAACAACUCGCCACAUGGUAAGUUUCAUUGAUUUUUAUUUCCAUUCACCAGCAAAUUUCCAGACCUAAACUUCACCCCAUAUGUUCUUUAUAUUUACUCAUGUUAUAUGAAACCCAUAUGUGACACAAAUAGUGAACCUGGGUUAUCUGUGGGCCCAGCAGAUACUGUGAUGCAGGCUACCAUUCUUCUGAAUCAGUGUUCUCCCUAGGCUAGGCGGAGCAACAGGUAUUUCAAAGACAAAAUCACUCAAUAAAGUUGAUGAAACAUUGUCUGGUGCAUUUGUUUGUGUGUUUUCUCCCAAGUUAUUGCUAAAGGUGAUUUACCACUGAAUUAAUAUGUUCAAAGCUGUGAUGCAUUUGUUUUUUUGAUUGGCAGCCAUCUUUAAAUUGUUCCAGAAACACAAGGGCCCUUCAAGGAGCCUAUAUUGAGUACUAAAGGAAAUUCCUGCUAUUGCAGUCAACCCAAGAUGCAAGGAACUAAAACAGUGUUAUUGAUGAUAAAAGUGACUAAAAAUUCGUCUGUAAUUUGUGCUUUAAUUAAGUGUUAUUCUUGCUAGAACACUGCUGAUUGGAUUUAAUUACAUGUAUCUCUUAAAAUUUGUUUGAUAUUUAAGGUGCUGCUAGUGGAAUUGGGCGAGCCAUCUGUCAGGCUUUAGCCUCGGAGGGUGCUGGUGUUAUUGUAACAGAUCAAAACAGUCAAGGGACACAGGAAACACUAGACAGCUUACCAAAACAUGCCAGUUUGGAACACAAAAACUAUUCCUUAGAUGUGUCAAGUGAGGAGGAAAUCUCUAAAGUGUUAGAGAACAUCAUAAGUGUGUACAAGAAACCACCCUGUAUUUUGGUCAAUUGUGCUGGCAUCAUCAGUGAUAACGUCUUACUAGACAUGGAUGAAGAGAAGUCUGGUAACAUUUUACUCAAUCUCAAGGUACUAUGCUCUUAGGACUUAUUAAAUGAGUGGGAGGACCAGAGAGGAAAAUGUUUGGCUCGAGGUCAGGACGUACACUACAGAUCAAGGAGACCCAAAUAUAAAUCCCAUCUGGCCCAACCUAACUCAGUCAGUAAAUAUUUCAUCAUAUGACCUACUGCUGUGUUUUUUUCAAACUGACUUCCUGAUAUAUUUACUAGAUAUGACUGUGUAAUCAGAUAUGCUCUGGAUAAAUUAUUUUUAAAAUUAAUAAUCAAUGUUGUUUAUAUUCCUGUGGCAUAUUAUUUUUCCAGGGGACCACUACAAUAACUGAAGCUGUUGUAAAAGUCAUGGUUGAUCAUGGUGUUAAAAAUGGUUCUGUUGUGAAUUUACAUGCUAAUUUUUUGGGAAAGGUGAGAGAAAUUUACAUGAUCUAA
Molecule: messenger RNA, 2306 nt
Organism: Porites evermanni
Lineage: Eukaryota; Metazoa; Cnidaria; Anthozoa; Scleractinia; Poritidae
Source: the annotation of a GenBank genome assembly